UGGCUUGCAGAGUGACUGAGCUGCUUGAUCACGUGUUGAUUACAUGUCACAUGUCCGCGUUUGGUCUCGAUGACCUCACCUGAGUAGGUGAUAAGGCAGCCUCGCCUUCACUUUCAGUUCCUCGUACCGUGUCUGUAGACUGAUGAUCUUCAUCCAUAUUCAUCGAAGAAAGUCUGUACUUGCCUUCUCCAUGCUUGUGUUGUUUUUUUUUGUGUCUUUCGGUGUCGGAUCACCCAUGCUCCGCUGGCGUGGUGACCUGGCAGCAAGUUUAUAUCGUCACCCGUCCAAGCUACAUUCAACCUGUUGUACCCCAAAACUCACAAAUGAUUAUUGUCCAUCGUCACUCCUGAGAACCGAUACACAAGCUUCAUGCUUCAAUUUAAAAAAGUGAAUUCAUAAAGCUGCAUCGGCUAGUAUGCAGCACACGAUUAUAAACAAACGC
Messenger RNA from Aspergillus japonicus CBS 114.51, 442 nucleotides. RefSeq lists its product as uncharacterized. The record is from RefSeq and is a predicted model, not a curated record. The transcript has a single exon. NCBI's taxonomy places the organism in Eukaryota, Fungi, Ascomycota, Eurotiomycetes, Eurotiales, Aspergillaceae. Bases 143 to 391 code for a protein of 82 amino acids.